GAGGGCCCCGCCCGGCCCGGGCUGCGCAGGCGCCGCGGGCCGGGGAGUUACGGCCGCGCCGGGAAGUUGUGCUGGGAGUGCCGCGAGUGCCGAGCCGAGCCCGCCGCCAACCAACCCCGCCAUGUCGGGCUCCUCCAACGUGGCGGCCAUGAAGAAGGUGGUGCAGCAGCUGCGCCUGGAGGCGAGUGUGACCCGCGUGAAGGUUUCUCAGGCUGCAGCUGACUUGAAGCAGUUCUGCCUGCAGAAUGCACAACAUGAUCCCCUACUGACGGGAGUAUCAUCAAGUACAAAUCCAUUCAGACCCCAGAAAGUUUGUUCAUUUUUGUAAUUAUGUGAACUACUUCAGUAUCUUUCAGUGAUCUUUUAGCAUCUUUUCCUACCUGCUGAUGUGUGUAUGGGCAGAGUGCCUCAAGGAGUGGCCUGGUUUGAAGUCUGUACAAAAGCUUAGCUGUAACGUGCCAAAUCUAACUCUAAAAGUGCUACUGUCGUCAAACUUCUUACCAUCUACCUCUCCAGAUGAACUGUAUGCUAGUUACGUAUUUCUGUUUCAUAUGGGAAUCAGUUUUAUACGCCAAGCAAAAAAUAAAAAUAUCUUGACGUAGUCUGGUCUUGAAAUUACUGUAAGAAUUUGAUUAACCUCUGGGCAUGGUGGCACCUCCCAGUCAGUGCAUCACACUGUGGCAGCUGGAGAGCAGAGAGAGGAGUUGUAAAUAUUCUCUGCUGCUGCAAAUCUGCCUGGGGUUAACAGUCCUUCAGAACAAUGAGGCUCCAGCAGUACCAUACUUAGAAGUAUAACAGAAAUAGAACAGGAAAAAAUUUUGGACUGUUUAUAAUUCAGCUAUACAGCUGUGCCAUAUCAUAGACGUCACAUUAAGACAGUAAAUUACUCUUAAUGAGUUCUAUGUGCCUUCUUAUUCAUUAGGUAAAUAUGAAAAAGCACGGCUGUAUCUGAAAAGAAACUAGCUCAAAGAAAACUUGACCUUUUAGAUGCCACUGAAUGUGCCAACUUAGGUAAAAACGGUAGUUUCUGUGCAGAUAAUACUAAUUUGAGUGUUGCUGUGAGGCUGAAGAAGCAUUUUUAAAACAUUAAUGGGGAAAUCCCUGCUCAGAGACCUCACAUAGUCACUGAGCAGCAUUUUUAGAUGGUAGCGCUAUGUAGUUCUGUAAGGGGGUUUUGCGAAUUCUUUCCCAUCUGUCUUUGUUUCCUUUCUAACUGCUUUGGGUAUAUAAACCUCUUGUCAAUGCAACAUUUACAGAAAAGAUACCUGUAGGAGUUAUGCAUAUUGUUUUUGUUAACUUCAGCAACAUGCUUAUUUUAUGCAAAAUGCUAAUUAAAUAAAAUAACAUGGAUUUCA
Molecule: messenger RNA, 1355 nt
Organism: Oenanthe melanoleuca
Lineage: Eukaryota; Metazoa; Chordata; Aves; Passeriformes; Muscicapidae
Gene: GNG5
Product: G protein subunit gamma 5
Exons: 3
Coding region: 122-328 (68 amino acids)
Biological process (GO): G protein-coupled receptor signaling pathway
Cellular component (GO): heterotrimeric G-protein complex
Molecular function (GO): G-protein beta-subunit binding
Source: RefSeq, a predicted model, not a curated record